AUGACAUCUCCGGCCUGCAUCUUCUGCAAGAUCAUCAAGGGUGACAUCCCAUCCUUCAAAAUCUUCGAAAGCGACAAGGUCUUUGCAUUCCUCGACAUUCAGCCCUUGAGUCGCGGGCACGCUCUCGUCAUCCCCAAAUAUCACGGCGCAAAACUCGUGGAUAUCCCGGAUGAGUAUUUGACUGAGCUUCUGCCCGUCGCGAAGAAAAUCGUCGUAGCAACCGGUGCUGAAGAUUUCAAUGUCUUGCAGAACAACGGCCGUGCUGCGCAUCAGCUUGUUGAUCACGUUCAUUUUCAUGUGAUCCCAAAGCCGAACGAGACUGAAGGUCUCGGAAUCAAAUGGCCCGCUCAGGCGACUGAUAUGGACAAACUCAAGGCCUUGUUUGAGGAGCUCAAGAGCAAGAUGUAA
Messenger RNA from Talaromyces amestolkiae, 408 nucleotides. RefSeq lists its product as uncharacterized. Gene Ontology annotation, biological process: nucleotide metabolic process. The coding region runs from base 1 to 408 and encodes 135 amino acids. The transcript has 6 exons. Gene Ontology annotation, molecular function: catalytic activity. The record is from RefSeq and is a predicted model, not a curated record. Lineage: Eukaryota; Fungi; Ascomycota; Eurotiomycetes; Eurotiales; Trichocomaceae.